Messenger RNA from Oenanthe melanoleuca, 2994 nucleotides. RefSeq names its product alkaline ceramidase 1 (gene ACER1). NCBI's taxonomy places the organism in Eukaryota, Metazoa, Chordata, Aves, Passeriformes, Muscicapidae. Gene Ontology annotation, biological process: ceramide metabolic process. The transcript is spliced from 7 exons. The record is from RefSeq and is a predicted model, not a curated record. Gene Ontology annotation, cellular component: membrane. The coding region runs from base 1470 to 2411 and encodes 313 amino acids. Gene Ontology annotation, molecular function: hydrolase activity, acting on carbon-nitrogen (but not peptide) bonds, in linear amides.
UUCCUCUCCAGCCCUUCACUAUCUCUCAGCUGACAUCUCUUUAGCCAUGAGGUGGGAUUUGCCAUCCUGGGUCCGGUUGUUUUUUCACCUUGCAUUGCUGUAGAAGCGAUGAGGGAUGAGCAGAGGGUCCCUGGGGUGUGAAGGAGCACAUGGAAACCCAGGAGCACGAAGAGUCAGCCUUCAAACCCUUCUGCCUGCCACCUCUUUGCCUCCUUGGCUGUGAGCUCAGCUGCUCUGGGAAGCAGCCAGCCUGCAUUAGGAGAGGCCAUGGUUAACAGCAGAGGUUCAGCCUCGAGUCUGUCUGGUCAGAGCAGGAGCUGCAGAACAGCUCGUUUGUGCUGUGUUACACUCCUGUGUUUUCUCCCUUUGAACUGCUUGGGAAGGGAGGCAGAGGAAGCUGUGGGAGCCCCACCCUGGUGCACAUCCAAGGGACUGCUGGACACAGUGGUGGCUCAGCUCACCCUGCUGCAAAUGGGGAGUUUCUGCUCAGGAACAUCAUCAACUGAUGAGUGGGUUUGAGACAAGCUUCCCUUCCCUGCAUUAAAACUGAAAAAAAUUUCAAAGAGAGGCAAAGAAAGUUGUUUGCCACCAAUGCCUCGGGAGCUCAGAGAUGCCACUGAGGCAGUGUCACCUCGAUACCUGCCUGGUGUCACCCCAAACCUGCUCACUCUGCAGGGCUGGAGCAGCAUGAGUGGCUGGGUUAGUCCUACACUGCAUCCAGGGACUGAACUGCUCAGCUCCAGGGCAUUUCUGUCUCUGUUUUUGUACCAAAAAUCCAGCUACUGUGGGUUGGGGGUGCUUCCAGAUGCCUCAAAGGUUGGCAGCUGUCUUCAAAAACAGCUGUAAAGUCUCAAGGAUCUGAAAAAAAGUCUGGAAAAUAGGAAACUUCUGAUAAAAAUAGGAUCAGAACCGUUGUUUCAAAUUAAUGAAAGAGUGCUGAGAAAUAAUGAGGAUGGAGAGUUUUUAACAUGGGGACAAAACAGGCAGAGGGUUACAUUUUCUUUUUGUUUGAAGUCCCAUCUGUAGCUGCAGUGCUACCACAGGUUGGGUCUGGCAGAUGCUGGAGGUGUCAAACUCUGAUCCCUUUCACUGGCAAACCAGGGUGGAGAUUGCCUGGGAGUGCACUCCAAGUGGAAUCCAAUGCAGAGGGAAGAGGCACCUCCCAAUUCUCCCAGUGCUCCCAGUGCCCCAGGACUCUGGUAAUGCCCAGGAUCUGUGCUGGUGCUCCGGGGCUGAGCCGAGUUCCAGCCCUUGGGAAGAUGCUGAGGAGCAAUGGUGAAGAACAGAGCCAAUGAGCACCAACCUCUGUAGGGCUGUCCACUCCCCAGAGGUAACUCAGAGCUCAGGGAAGUCUUCCCGGCAGGAAGGUCUGAGUCAUAAAGAAAGUGAGGAGAAGGGAGAGGACAAGGUGACAAGGACUGGGCUGAAAUGGGGAAGCAUCGUGUGGCUGCAACGGCACCUGGCCGGAGAUGUUAGUGCCAUGGAUUGGUGACCAUCCUCAGAGUCCAAGAGCAUUUUCUGGGGUGAUUUGCACCUCCAGCAUCGAGGGGAGAGGAACUCUUGAGCAGUGGGAUGUGUGUUGGGAAGAGGAUGAGUCCUUGGUAGGCGGGUGCCUGACCAUGCCGAGCAUAUUCUCCUACCAGAGUGCCGAGGUGGAUUGGUGUGAGAGCAACUUCGUGCGCUCGGCGGUGAUCGCCGAGUACUACAACACCAUCAGCAAUGUGAGUUUCUUUGUGCUGUCCCCUGCUCUGCUGUACCUGAACCGGCAGUACUGCCAGAAGAAGGCUGUGCCCCUCUACUUUGUCUCAGGGCUGCUCCUCCUCGUAGGUCUCUUCUCCAUGUACUUCCACAUGACCCUGAGCUACGUGGGACAGCUCUUAGAUGAGCUCUCCAUCCUCUGGACAUUGGCUGUGGCUUAUUCCUUCUGGUACCCACAGGCUUACUUCCCCAAGUGCAUCAAGACCAGGAAGCAUUUCUUCUGGCUGACUGGGAUCACCACCGUGAUCAGCACCUUCAUGUCCUUCAUCAAGCCGACCCUCAAUGCCUACGCCCUGAACUGCAUCGCCUUCCACCUGCUGUACAUGACCUGGAAGGAGCUCAAGAAGUGCAACGACAGGCGGGUGCACCGCAUGGCCGCUGUCAUGGUGAUGUGGUGGGCACUGGCCAUCACCAGCUGGAUCAGUGACCGCUGGCUCUGCUGGCUCUGGCAGGCCAUCAACUUCCCCUACUUCCACAGCUUCUGGCACGUGCUGAUAGCCAUGUCCCUGCUGUACUGCUGCCCGCUCGUCAUCUACUUCGACGUCAGCUACGAGAUGCCCUCGUUCAAGCCAAAGCUGGAAUACUGGCCCAGUGACUCGUGGCCUGUUGUGGUGCCCUAUGUCACCCUGGAGGAGCCCCACAAGCAGUGCUAGAGCUGGGUGUCCUCAGGCCUACCUGGGGCUGAGUGAUGCUCACACAGGGAACACCUCGGUUGUGUUCCUCCUGUUCCUCAGGCAGGGUAGCAGAGGGGCCAGGGAGCAGCUGAGGCCUUGUGAUGCUGGGCAUGAAGCAAGGUGGGAGCCCACAGGUGCCUUGGAAAACUCUGCCCAGACUGGUGUUCAGGGAGCUGGAGAUUUCCUCCAGCAGAUUCCCAUGAGGAGGGGAGGGACACGGUGCUGCUUCUGUGUGCUCUGUGUUAGUCAAGCACCAGCACCCCUUGCUGACAAGGGCACAGCAGAGAACACUGAAGCCAAACACUGGUGACAGCUGGGUUUGUUGGGGCUGCUCUAAUUAUUAUUAUUAACUCUAUUUAUUGAUGUAUGAGGUCUUAUUCAGGAGAGCUGUGCAUUAAAGCUGUGGACACUGACUUACACUGAAGCCCUUUUUUUUCCUCUGACUGCACCACAUCCUCUCAUCUGCCAAUCACUCCCACAGACAGGGUGGCCAAAGCUCUCUCCGACCCAGGGAGAGAUGUUUAUAAAGAGAAAUCCUGGUGACAGCCCAGAAGAGGCUCUG